Messenger RNA from Aplosporella prunicola CBS 121167, 715 nucleotides. RefSeq lists its product as uncharacterized. Bases 42 to 668 code for a protein of 208 amino acids. NCBI's taxonomy places the organism in Eukaryota, Fungi, Ascomycota, Dothideomycetes, Botryosphaeriales, Aplosporellaceae. The transcript has a single exon. The record is from RefSeq and is a predicted model, not a curated record.
CUCGUUUCUCUGCGCGUAAGCACACAGCUGCAUUUCGUGCGAUGCAGACUCAGAUUCCGAAUCCCUUUACCCCUACUGGUACCGACUUCAACUUCACCUCCAAGGCCCCGACGCCGAAGAAGAGGCAGAGUAUGCCGAGAACUAGUCCCGCUUCUGCUACUGGUAGCGACUUCGACUUCGACUUCACCUUCAGGGCCCCGACGUCGAAUCCUUCACAGAACUACUACGACAACCGCCCGAUCAGCUGGUCUGCCUCCGCUAGAUUCCCCACCGCUGCUCCGGUCGCUGCUCCGGCCGCUGUUCCCGCCGCUGUUCCCGCUGCUUCCGUUCCACGUCGCAAGACGCGCCAGAGCUAUCCCAGAGCCAUCCCUGUGGCUCUCGAGAUUCCCGAGCCACCGCAACCGGGCAAGAAGAAGCAGCAGAAGCCGAGGCUGAAGCAAGAGGAAUUGCACGAGUACGACGAGGCCGCCCUUGCAGCGCACAACAAGAGCACGAUGAAGCCCAGCUCACGGAUCCACGAGAAGGCGGUCAUGCCUACCUUCAUCUGGGCCCCCCCAUUGAUAUCCGUCCCAUGGUUGUCGCCGGGCCAUGGGGUCAGUUGGCGAAGGACUGUCCGGCGCGUAGGCGUGCGCAGAGUGAGAGUGAUGUCGUGGAUCCGAGGCCGCUGAAGCGGUCGAAGGUCUAGGUGGCGGUUGGUGAUGGUGGCGAGUGGUCA